Molecule: messenger RNA, 6022 nt
Organism: Pezoporus flaviventris
Lineage: Eukaryota; Metazoa; Chordata; Aves; Psittaciformes; Psittacidae
Gene: NFX1
Product: nuclear transcription factor, X-box binding 1
Exons: 25
Coding region: 67-3531 (1154 amino acids)
Biological process (GO): negative regulation of transcription by RNA polymerase II
Cellular component (GO): nucleus
Molecular function (GO): RNA polymerase II transcription regulatory region sequence-specific DNA binding; DNA-binding transcription factor activity, RNA polymerase II-specific; zinc ion binding
Source: RefSeq, a predicted model, not a curated record
GCGCGCGUAACACCGCUCCCCAAGGGGGGCGGGCAGUGUUGGGGGGGGAGUGAGCUGGCGGCGCGCAUGCGCGGCAGGCAGGAAGCCGGCCCUUGGGGAGGGGGUUGCGCUGGCAUGGCGGAGGCGCGGCCAGGCGCAGGUGCUUUGAAUUUCAAUCCUGAUGCUGCUAAUUCCAUUCCAGGAGAAAGGCAACCUACAGAUAUAAACUGGGCCAACAAAGAUAGAAAAGAUUCCAGCAGUAAUCUGAAUAGAAGUAAUUUACCAUUUCCUAGUCUGUCUUCUGAAAGAGGUACAGAGUAUGAAAGCUCUUCUGCAAAGCAUCAUGGCAUUUGUAGUCCAGAAAGUCAGUAUGGGAAUCCUGAAGACUUUCACCGGUAUUUUGGUAAUAGUAAAAGUCUGAAGAACCGCAACUUGCAAAGCCAGAGAUGGCACAGAUCAAGAAAUGACAGCGCAUGUACUAGAAGUAAGAUAAAGCCAAGUACUGCUGAUGCUGCUGCAGGUCCGGGAGUUUCAGAUGCUGCAGUGGUACCAGGGAGAAGAGCACCUGCUAGAGGAUACAAUGACUUUGUCUCCUCAGAGAGUGACAGGGAAGUACCGAGUGCUGAUAGCAGGGGAGCAAAGCCAAAGAAAACACACCUGAUGCAUGUAUCUGGAAGAGGUUUCAGGGAGAAGGCAAAGCAAGUACAUGACCGGGAAAAGAGAGUGAGCUCUAAACAGAAAGUAGAGCUGUUUGAAAAUGUUCCAUCCUUGGAUUUGACUCAGUCUGACUCUUCAGAAUCAUCUGUUGGAAAAGCAUUCUGUGAUGCCCCUGUUGGUGGUGUGGAUGAGCAGAAAGGCUACAAUUACGCAAACAAAAGAUAUCCUAGGAAGCCUGUGUGGAAUAAACCCCCUGCAGAAAAAGAGUGUCAGAAAAGACAUGAUUCUCACCGUAGUAAAAAUACAAAAGUAAGUAAGAAGUCUUCUCUUGCAUAUACUCCAAAAGAUAAAAAUGAAAGGAAGAAAGAACUGUCUGUUCACAGAAAUGAUGAAACCUUGACGAGUGAUAUCAGGCAUCAGUUGUCUGAUUCUGUCAGAUGUAAUGGAAGAAAGUUCCUUCUAAAGGGGGAUCAAGCACCUGCACUUCAUUUCAGCUGGACCCAGUACUGGAAAAAGCAAAGUGAUGUACCAAAAAACAAAGAAACUCAUACAGGGUCAUUGAUUGAACAGCUGACCACAGAGAAGUAUGAGUGCAUGGUAUGCUGUGAGGUGGUCCGAAUAGUAGCCCCAGUGUGGAGCUGUCAGAAUUGCUACCAUGUGUUUCACCUGAACUGCAUUAAGAAAUGGGCACGAUCACCAGCUUCACAAGCUGAAGAUGGCAAUAGCGGUUGGAGAUGUCCAGCUUGUCAGAAUGCUUCCAUGCAAGUUCCUAAAACUUACACUUGUUUCUGUGGUAAGGUGCACAAUCCUGAAUGGAAUAGAAAUGAAAUCCCACAUAGCUGUGGGGAACUUUGUGGAAAAAAGAGACAGGGUUUGGACUGUCCACAUCUUUGUAACAUCCUGUGCCAUCCGGGACCUUGCCCUUCGUGCCCAGCCUUUGUGACAAAAACAUGUGAAUGUGGACAAACAAGUCAUUCAGUUCGCUGUGGCCAAUCAACAAAAAUCCAUUGUUCUAAUGUAUGUGGAAAUACUUUAAACUGUGGUAAGCACAGCUGUACUCAAGUGUGCCAUGCUGGAAAAUGUUCACCUUGCCAAUUAACGGUACAACAAGUGUGUUACUGUGGAAACAACUUUAAGGAUGUAUUGUGUGGGACGAAGGAAGAGUUCUCUGAUGGAUUUGGGAAUUUCUCGUGCCAGAAUAUAUGUGGCAAAAAACUAAAUUGUGGGAGGCACAAUUGCACACAAGUGUGCCAUCCUCAGCCUUGCCAACUCUGUCCGCGGCUUCCACAAGUAGUGUAUCGCUGUCCCUGCGGUCAGACUCCUCUCAGCAAGUUACUGGAACUAGGAUGCGUUGAACGUAAAAUCUGCACGGACCCUAUCCCCUCAUGUGGAAAAACGUGUGGCAAACCUCUUCCUUGUGGUAGCUAUGAGUUCAUUCACACGUGUGAAAGCCUUUGCCAUGAAGGAGAGUGUAGACCUUGUUCUCGCACAUCAAAUAUUUAUUGUAGGUGUGGCUUCAAAAAGAAGGAAGUCCCGUGUGCUCUCCUGAGAAAUAAAGCUGCUAUUACCUUCAUGUGUGACAAGCGAUGCAACAAGAAAAGGUCAUGUGGACGACACAAAUGUAAUGAAGUUUGCUGUGUGGACACAGAACAUAAGUGUUCUUUGGUUUGUGGUCGUAAACUCAACUGUGGGCUUCAUAGAUGUGAAGAACCCUGUCAUCGGGGCAGUUGUCAAACAUGCUGGCAAACGAGUUUUGAUGAGUUAACUUGUUAUUGUGGUGAAUCUGUGAUUUACCCCCCUGUCCCCUGUGGCACUCAGCCACCAGAGUGUAAAAAAACAUGCACCAGGCCACACGACUGUGAUCACCCAGUGUACCAUUCAUGUCAUAGUGAGGAGAAGUGUCCACCUUGUACCUAUCUCACUCAGAAGUGGUGUAUGGGCAAGCAUGAACUGCGCAGUAAUAUUCCGUGUCAUCUCACUGACAUUUCGUGUGGCCUUCGCUGCAAUCAAAUGUUAAAAUGCGGAAUGCACAAAUGUAAAAGAAUCUGUCAUAAAGGAGAAUGCCUUAUAGAUGAAGAGUGUAGACAGCCGUGUAUUAUUCCAAGGCUAUAUUGUAAUCAUCCCUGUAUGGCUCCAUGUCAUCCGUCUUCACCCUGCCCAACAACAUCCUGCUCUGCAAAGGUUGAUCUUCAGUGUGAAUGUGGAAGAAGAAAGGAGAGUAUGAUUUGCUCAGAAGCCUCUAAUACAUAUCAAAGAAUAGCUGCUAUUUCUAUAGCCACUAAGUUAACAGAUCUACAGCUUGGAGAUUCAGUGGAAAUCAGCAGGCUUAUUACGAAAAAAGAAAUGAAGCAGGCCAGGUUGCAAUGUGAUGAAGAAUGCUUAGCUCUGCAGAGAAACAGGCGUCUUGCUGAGGCUCUUGAAAUAGAUGAUAAUUCUGAUCCUUUUAAUAUCCGUUCUCCUGGACCAAAGUACAGUGAACUUCUAAAAGAAGAUGCAAGGAAGGAUUUGAAGUUUGUCAGUGACGUUGAGAAGGAAAUGAGAAUGCUUGUGGAAGCUGUGAAUAAGGGCAAGCAUACAAAGAAGAGCCAUUGUUACCCACCAAUGAACAGAGAUCACCGCAGAAUCAUCCAUGAAUUAGCUCAGGUUUAUGGCAUUGAAAGCGUGAGCUACGACAACGAACCAAAGCGCAAUGUUGUUAUCACUGCAGUGAAAGGGAAAUCCUUUUGUCCAAGCAAUACCUUAACUUCUGUGCUAGAUAAAGAAAUGCAGAGCAGGCCUCUGGCUCCACCUCCUAUUCCUCAUUACAAACAAACAGAUAAGACUACUGGAGACGGUGGUUUAUCCAAACCAUUAAAAGAAGAGCCGAUAAUUGACUACUUUGAUGUCCAGGACUAAAUUGGUUGCUGUAGAAUUAUGCUGUAGAAGCUUAGAGCUAGCUUACUACGGUGUGUGGGAUCUGUUGCCAAGAAAAUGGGAAGGCAGUUAUCCAUGCUUAGAUUCCUUUAUAGUUAUCGCACAACCCUGAGCCUUAACUGUGAAGCGUUCUGUGGCUACGUUUCAUCUUGAACAGCUUGUGAAACAUGAAAGAAUGAGCAGCAAACUCACAGACUGUAUCUGUCCCCAGAAUGUUUUGGAAAUUAAAAUGCAUGCUGUAACUGCCUUUUUUUUGUUGGAGCUUUUUAUUUCAGGCACGGAAAACAGGCAGUCGUAAAUGUUUCUAAAUAUUUGAAACGCAUAUACUUCAGGUGAAGAACUUACCAGAAGGAUUCUCAACCCUCAAGAGUUUCAUUUACAUGUAGUGGUUUAAAUUGGUUUGACCUUUGUUUUCUUUUUUUUUUUUUGUAAACAGGAAUGAAAAAUAAACUAGCAUAGCUUAUAUUGCCCUUAAAUUCUUGAGCAAGUUAAUGUCUGAUUCUACAAAGUGCACUGCUUUGCUAAGUUCAGCUGAAGAAAUUAAGUUGCUCAGCAUCUUCCCAGGAAUGUUUCCUCAGUCCCUUCCUUGUGAGGAGUGUUUUUCCAGUGUUUGCAGACAAGAGCCAGCUCAGGGUGGCCAGAAAAAGGCUAAUUCUGAUUUUGAAACUCAGAGCUAUGUUAACAUAGCACUGUUUUCAAGCUAGUAUGAUCUGUUAGGAAAAAUGUAGAUAGUUACACUGCAAAGGUAGUUCUAGACAGGAGCUGAUGCAGUUGGUAUACCACAGGUAGGCCUAACAUUACAGAAAACCAAAGUGAUUUAGUUGGUAGUAAAUAGAAUAAACCUGAAGCCUAUUAACUUUUCACACAGCUUCACAUAGCUAAAACUUGACAUUUGUACCUGCGAUUUGAAAUUUAAAAUGUUUUAAUAGCAUUAUAUUUAGCUCUGCUCCUUGGGAUUUUAUCAUAUGAUGGCUUUAACAUAAAUAUGUGAACCUUGGUGAGAUGCACUUAAGCAGUCACAUAUUCUGCCACUGCUUUUGAUCAGAAAACCCAGGUAAUCUUCAGCUUCUCAAGGUGAGACUAACAGUUAUUACCAAAUCUGUUCAUACUGAGAAAUCAUAAUUUUUACCACUAAGCCUCUAAAGUACAUGAAUGUUAAAAUAUUUUUAUAGAUCUCUGUUAAACAUCUCUGAAUCAUGUCUGUUAGAGUGUAUCUGUAGAUAUGAAACAAGUCACAUGUAUAGAAACAUUUAUUUUGAAGUACAUUUUAAUAACUUGAUUUAAAACAUGAUACCAUCCAUUUACCUAGGAAAGUAAAGCCAAAAAGAAAGUAUUGACGUCUUUCCUCCCAGUACGCAGUUACAUAGCCUUAAGAAGGAACUCAGCGAAGUUUAAUGGUGGUGCUGUCCUCUCUGUUCUGGUUUGCUUUUGCUGCGGUGUAUCUGUGAGUAUAAAGGCUGUAGUUUUGAUAUCUGUGGUAACUCAUCUUCGUAUUGCACGUGUGCCUCAUGGAAGUAUUUUUCAAAUAGCUAUUUUGUAAAUCUGAGCUGGCCUUUACACCUUUUAUCUAACAGAAACAUGAGUGGAUAAAAGAUACCUUUGCAUCAGUAAAGUCAGUGGCAAAAAUCCUGUUGACAUCACCAGAAACAAGCCUUCAGCUUCGAUAUGCGUGUCACUUUUCCACAGCCCUAAGAAUAAUACUGUUUCUUGUACAUUUAUCUGAAAGAAACACUCUGCAAUAAGCAUCUUUGGAAACAAAUUACGUGAUGUCAGUUGGAAUUCAUGCAACUUCAUGAAGUGCUUUUAAAAUGGUGUAUAAAAUAGGCAGAUCCUUUGGCAUUUGGGCUGUGCUUUUGCCUAUCUAUAUUGUUUAACAUGUUUAAAGUGCUCUGAAUAUUCAGUGCUUGGGUUUAACCUAACAUUGUGUAAGAUGCUUAAGUAGUCUUCAAUACCACUGUUUCUGUGGCAGUUUUGUACAGUACCUGCCGCAUAAUGAAAUGAGCAAAGUAAAAUUGUUCUAAACAACUUAUUUGUUGGAAGUUUUAUAUUUUACUUGAUUUUUUUCUUUUUCUUUCAAAUGGCUGGUAUAAAAUUUCUUUAUAAACGUGAAAUAAUUCCAGGUUGAAAUUGCAGUGCUUUGGGAAUUGUUUGGAAGCUUUGUCUUGGCGUUCCAAACUUGGAAGACUGAGGUAUGACAGAGAAAGAAGUAAGGAUGUAAAUGGAAGUCUAGGAAGUCCUUUUCCUCAAAUGAAGUACGAUUUCCUGGAUUUGAAGUGAUUUUUAAAUGAAUGCUGUAAGAAGAAUGAAGCAUUUCUCCUUGGGAAAUGGAGAAUAAGGAUUAUCUGCUACCUUCUUGGAAUUCAGAAGUACAGGAGAGGUGAUUAUCUGAAUAGAAGUGUACAUUUUGAUUAUCUGAAAAACCCUUUACUAUGUCAGCCUAAAUGCUACUUGGCAAUAAAAUGUAUGAUUUUAA